CGUCUUGAAACGUUGGGCGAUUCAUUCUUGAAAUUUUGUGUUACAAACAGGUUAUAUGUCAUGUUUCCCGAUAAACACGAAGGUCAAUUACAUUGUCAACGUAUUCGAAUCAUUUGUAACAAACAACUUUAUCGUGGAGCAAAAAAAUUGCAUCUUUACGAAUAUAUUACAUUAUCGCCAUUUAAUCGUAGAAAAUGGAGACCUGCAAACACGAUAACUAGCGUUGAUGAUCCUAAUAUGCUUGAACAAAAAAAAAAACUUCAUGAAUUAGCGGACAAAACUCUUGCUGAUGUAGUUGAAGCAAUGUUGGGGCUGCUUACAUGA
Molecule: messenger RNA, 324 nt
Organism: Scutellospora calospora
Lineage: Eukaryota; Fungi; Glomeromycota; Glomeromycetes; Diversisporales; Gigasporaceae
Source: the annotation of a GenBank genome assembly